UUUUCUGUUUGUUUGUUUGUUUCCGUACUUGUCACAUUCUCAGCUCCAUGUUCAACCUUUUUUCUUUCUCCCUUAGUUCUUGUCUGGGGGAUAACAGUCUUCCUCUCCCAGUGUUCAAAAGGAACUACAGGUAAGGACAGGACAGGGAAGAAUGAGAAGGGAAGAGGUGACGUUGGGAAGAGAGACCGGGAAUUGAGUAUCUGUUCUUCCUUGGAUGCACACCAUCAAUGUCUGCCCCCAGAUGCCGUUGACUCAGGACCAUGGCUGUGCCAGCCGGCGCCCAGGUGUGGGAACAAGAUCUACAACCCUUCGGAGCAGUGCUGUUACGAUGACGCCAUCUUGUCCUUAGAGCAGACCCGUCGCUGUGGCUCCAACUGCAUCUUCUGGCCCUGCUUUGAGCUCUGCUGUCCCGAGUCCUUUGGCCUCCAGCAGAAGUUUCUUGUGAAGCUGAAGGUUCUGGGUACGAAGUCUCAGUGUCACUCAUCUCCCAUCUCCCGGAGCUGUAUCGGGUAAAGGCCCCUACCUUGCUCUUAACUAAAGGUAUGAGGGAGGGAUGAGGGAUACGGAGGGCUUGAAGAGGAACUCCUGUUUGGAGUUCUAAUAACGGCAAAAGAGUCAGCCCGGUGGGAGCAGGGGAAAGCAAAAAGAAGAAGCAGAUAAGCUAUAAGUCUGCCUUUCUUCACGGUCCAGGACAAAUAGCCCUCUUGUAUAAAUAACUCGCAACCUUCCUGCACCCAGCUAU
Molecule: messenger RNA, 742 nt
Organism: Chlorocebus sabaeus (green monkey)
Lineage: Eukaryota; Metazoa; Chordata; Mammalia; Primates; Cercopithecidae
Source: RefSeq, a predicted model, not a curated record